This is a messenger RNA of Fusarium redolens, 1565 nucleotides long. RefSeq lists its product as uncharacterized. The transcript has 4 exons. The record is from RefSeq and is a predicted model, not a curated record. Bases 375 to 1328 code for a protein of 317 amino acids. Lineage: Eukaryota; Fungi; Ascomycota; Sordariomycetes; Hypocreales; Nectriaceae.
GCACGACCACUCGGCCUUGACGUCCUGCCGAAGCGAAAUCGAUCGCGCAUUCUAGUUAGUUGCAAUACGCUGGGGCAAAUCGGCUCCGGCGUGAUUACUGGUCCGUUAUUCGAUUCGCUGAUAACCUAAACACCACGGUUUUGUCAUCCCGAGCCGCAGAGCAUACGACGACAGCUGAUUACCACAUCCUCAGCCUCUGAGUCGGCUAAAUAUGACCUGCGAAGUUUCUGAACAGCUAGUAUAUAAGUAACUGGCAAACAUGUCGAACAAUCUCUACAACAACCGCAUCUUGCCAGAUCAGAGCCCAAAGUCUUCUGAUCAAUUCAAAUAUCUUCUCAACCUUCUAGACCCUAAAACUCGCAACGUCUUUGAAAAUGGGUAUCGUCGCUAUCCCAGGUGGAACUGGUGGAAUUGGCCGUGCUUUGGCCGAGGCAAUCGUUGCUCGUGGCAAGCAUGAAGUAAUAAUCCUCGGUCGCAAGUCCAAUGACGACCUGGCAAAGGAGCUCGGCGCUCCCAUCAUUGUCGUCGAUUAUUCUGAUGUCGAUUCCUUGAGGAACAUCCUUGAGGAGAACAAGGUCGACACCGUCGUCUCAGCUCUCAGCAGCAUGCCUGACCAGGGAACUCCUCCAGAGGUCAGUCUGGUGCGAGCUGCCGAAGCAUCCAAGGUGACGCGACGAUUUGUCGCCAGCAACUGGGGCUUCCCACUGAGCCUGAAGCUGGCAGAGCGACUCCCCUCAACCAGCGUCAAGCUUCAAACACUCACCGAGCUUGCUAAGACUCAGCUUGAAUGGACUCAGUUCUAUGUCGGAUUUUUGACCGACUUCUUUGCGACACCUGUUCAGAAGACCUAUGUGUCUCCUAUGGUUGUCGUCGUCGACCUUGUUCAUGACACGGCCGCCAUUCCCGGCAAGGGAGAUACCCCAGUCACGUUCACCCAUACUUUCGACCUGGCCAAGUACGCUGAUCGGGUUCUUGACUUCACUGAGUGGGAUAGAGAGUACUGGAUCAUCGGCGACAAGGCGACCUGGAAUGAGGUUGUUCAGGCUGCCGAGGAGGGCAAGGGUACCAAGUUCGAGUCCACUCACGACAGUAUUGAGGAUCUAGAGAAGGGUGUUGUCACGGAGCUCCCAGCUCUGACCUUGGCGCUGCCUCACAUCCCCAUCCCCAGAGAGGCGCUGCUCGCUUUCUCUGCUGCAUUUGGUCUGAUUUUCGAGACUGGAGGCACCAACUUCGACGAUGCAGUAGCACUGAACAACAAGUUUCCCAAUAUCAAACCCCUCAAGAUCAAGGAUGCUAUAAGGGCCGCUGCGAAAGCCAUCAAGAACUAAAGCCCCACCGGUGGUUAUAUGGUAACAAGGCAAUGCGAUUUAUGUGCUACUAGUAUGGAAUUUCAGUUGCGUGGGAAUGCUUUUCAUGGCUAUAUGCGCUGCCACAAUUCUCCACUUCUCACUGGCUCUUGAAAAUAGGAAGAUUGAGGAACAGGAACAGGAAAGUCAUGGCGAUGAAUCCGUCUUGGUUCGCCCACGCGGAUUCCGCUUUCUCAUAUGAACUAUACAAUAGAGCAG